AUGGCCGAAACCACCCCCACCCUCAUCCUCUUCUUGCUCCUCCACCUUCUCCUUCUCCCCUCCCUCCACUCCCUCCCCCUUCAAUCUCAAUCCCUAAUCCACCGUGCCUGCCUCGCCACCUCUGACUAUGCCUCGUGCACCUCCCGCCUCCGCACCCAAAUCCAUCACCCAGACCCGGACCAACCCGACUCGACCCGCAUCCUCCAUGCCGCUGCUCACCUCGCCAUCAAUGAAGCCCUCCGCUCCAUCCAAACCAUCACAGCCCUCUCUCCCCUCUCCACAACUCUUCGCGAACGGUCUGCCAUUGAAGACUGUCAAGACCUCCUCGACUUAUCCGUCCACCAAAUCAGCCAAUCCCUCGCUGAAAUUACACUGCUCAACAACGCCCACCAUGAAGCCAAUCUCCGCACGUGGCUAAGCGCCGCGCUGAGCAACCAAGACACGUGCCUCGAAGGCUUCGAAGGAACCGAUGGCCGCUUGAGACAUUACGCACGCGCCGGUCUUAAUGAAAUCACGCAACUUGUGAGUAACUUGUUUGAGGUGUAUAAGAGGUUAAGAAGCAUAAUUCCGAGGGGAAAUGAGACGAAGUGGGUUGAGAAUGCUGAGGUAACAGGGUGGAUAACGGAAGAGGAGAUGGAGAUGGUGAGGGGAGAUGCGAGGGAGAUGGUGGCGGAUGCAGUGGUGGCGGCGGAUGGGACGGGGAGGUUUCGAACAGUGGGGGAGGCGGUGGAGGAGGCGCCGGACCAUAGUUUGAGAAGGUAUGUGAUAUUUGUGAAGAGAGGGGUAUAUAGGGAGAAUGUUGAGCUGAAGAGGAAGAAGAGUAAUAUUAUGCUGGUUGGAGAAGGAAUGGGUGUUACUGUGAUUACGGGGAAUAGGAAUUUUGUGCAGGGCUGGACAACCUUUAGGACUGCUACAUUUGCUGUUUCUGGGCCGGGUUUUAUCGCUAGGGACAUAACAUUUCGAAACACUGCCGGCCCACAAAACCACCAGGCCGUGGCCCUUCGUGUUGAUUCCGACCGAUCCGCCUUCUUUCGAUGCAGCAUUGAAGGUUAUCAAGAUACCCUCUAUGCGCAUUCCCUGCGUCAAUUCUACCGUGAUUGCCAUAUCCACGGCACCAUUGACUUCAUAUUUGGUAAUGGCCAAGCAAUCUUCCAGAACUGUAAGAUCUUCACAAGAAAGCCAUUGUCGUUCCAAAAGGUCACAAUUACAGCUCAAGGAAGAAAGGAUCGUAAACAAAACACAGGCUUUUCAAUCCACAAUAGCUUUGUAUAUGCCACUGUGCCGACGUAUUUGGGACGGCCAUGGAAGGCUUUCUCAAGAACAGUAUUCAUGCAAUCGUAUUUAGGGCCAGGCGUGCAGCCUGCUGGUUGGCUUGAAUGGGCUGGAGAUUUUGCGUUAAAUACUUUGUUCUAUGGAGAGUAUAUGAAUUUCGGGCCGGGUUCGGGUCUUGUUGGGAGGGUUCGAUGGCCUGGAUAUCAUGUGAUUAGAGAUGCGGCGGUAGCGGAAUACUUCACAGUACGACGAUUUAUCGAUGGAGCUAAGUGGUUGCCAACGACAAGGAUACCUUUUACUGCAGAUUUGAUUGACUAGGUUAAUUAUGACUCUGUAGUUAUCAAUUUUACAUGAUAGCUAGCCUAUGAUUAUUUUAUAAUUAUACAAUUAUUUAAAUGGCAAAUUGUCUUUUUUUUUUUUCAAAAAAUGGAAGAAAAUGUAAUGAUCUA
Messenger RNA from Dendrobium catenatum, 1721 nucleotides. Its product is annotated as putative pectinesterase/pectinesterase inhibitor 22. The record is from RefSeq and is a predicted model, not a curated record. Lineage: Eukaryota; Viridiplantae; Streptophyta; Magnoliopsida; Asparagales; Orchidaceae. Gene Ontology annotation, molecular function: pectinesterase inhibitor activity; pectinesterase activity. The transcript is spliced from 2 exons. Gene Ontology annotation, biological process: cell wall modification. Bases 1 to 1590 code for a protein of 529 amino acids.